GGAGACACAAUCUACCCCCCCCCCUACCCUCAGUACCACAGCCGCUGGGCUGAACCUUACGAGCACAGGAUCAACCAUCUGGUUGCAGGGGGGGGACACGUUAUACGAGCCCAGCGGAGGUAGCCGAGCAGACUGGCAGCCCUUUCCCUUAAUAAGCCAUGAAACGAGUAUGUCUCCCAAGCAGCAGUGAAGAUUCCGAUGACAAUGGAAGUCUCUCUACAUCUUGGUCUCAGCAUUCAAGAUUCCUUCCAAGUUUUAGGCAUGAAGACAGGAAGCCGUCUGAGGUGUUCAGAACAGAUUUGAUCACUGCAAUGAAGCUGCAUGAUUCAAACCAGCUGAACCCCGAGGACUAUUAUGUGCUGGCUGACCCUUGGCGCCAGGAGUGGGAAAAGGGGGUACAAGUACCUGUGAACCCAGAGUUUAUUCCUGAGACAAUUGCCAGGGUAAUAGCUGAAAAAGAUAAAGUGGUCACCUUCACUAGACCCCGUAAAUAUAUCCAUUCAUCUGGAUCAGAGCCUCCAGAGGUUGGAUACGUUGACAUCCAAACUCUGGCAGAUGCUGUAUGUCGCUAUGACUUAAAUGAGAUGGAUGUUGCCUGGCUGCAGCUAAUUAAUGAAGAAUUCAAAGAAAUGGGCAUGCAGCAACUAGACGAGUACACUAUGGAACAAGUCUUGGAGGAGUUUGAGAAGAAGUGUUAUGACAAAAUGAACCAUGCAAUUGAGACUGAAGAAGGUCUGGGCAUAGAGUAUGAUGAGGAUGUUGUAUGUGACGUGUGCCAGUCUCCGGAUGGAGAAGAUGGCAAUGAAAUGGUUUUCUGCGACAAAUGUAACAUUUGUGUACACCAGGCAUGCUAUGGAAUAUUGAAAGUGCCUGAAGGAAGCUGGCUUUGUCGCACAUGUGCCUUGGGGGUCCAGCCAAAGUGUUUGCUGUGUCCAAAGAAAGGUGGAGCCAUGAAGCCAACAAGAAGUGGCACAAAAUGGGUUCACGUCAGUUGUGCUCUUUGGAUUCCAGAGGUGAGCAUUGGCAGUCCAGAAAAGAUGGAACCAAUUACUAAAGUGUCUCACAUACCAAGCAACCGUUGGGCAUUACUUUGUAGCUUGUGCAAUGAAAAGGUUGGGGCCUGCAUACAGUGUUCCAUUAAGAACUGCCGUACAGCAUUUCAUGUGACAUGUGCCUUUGAUCACGGCUUGGAGAUGAAAACGAUUCUCACUCAAGAAGACGAAGUGAAGUUCAAGUCAUACUGCCCAAAACACGGCUCUACGAAGAAGCCAGAAGAUAGCCAUUUCUGCAGAAGUGCAAGUGAUGGUAAGGACACAUGUGAAGCCUCCCCUACUUUUUUGGGUGGUCUUCGAGUACUGGAGGCCUCACAGCAGAAUGCCAAACAUGGGAGCCAGCGGAAAUUGAAGCUCCAGCAACUUGAAGAUGACUUUUAUUCCUUUGUCGAUGUGCAUGAUAUAAGUCAGGCCCUGAAAAUUCCUCUUGAUGUGACUGAAUAUAUUUACCAGUACUGGAAGUUGAGGAGGAAAGCCAACUUUAAUGAACCACUCAUCACUCCAAAGAAGGACGAGGAAGAUAACUUAGCCAAGAAAGAACAAGAUGUUCUGAUUCGUAGACUACAGCUCUUCACUCAUCUGCGCCAAGAUUUGGAAAGGGUACGCAAUCUGACAUACAUGGUGACCAGACGGGAAAAGAUGAAGCGCUCAGUUUGUAGAGUUCAAGAGCAAAUAUUUAACCUUUAUACAAAGAUUUCUGAGCAGGAGAAAGAUCUAGGGUUUCCACUGGAAAAUGGGUUGCUUUUUAACACCCAGCCAUCAAACCCGGAUGCUCCAAAAAUAGAAGACUUGAAGUGGCACUCGGCAUUCUUUAGAAAACGGCUUGGCUCCUCACUGCGCUGCUCAAUGAAAGAUUCUCACAAAAAGAGUAGAGAAAGAAUAAUCGGGAAAUCACUGGACACAGAGAUCCUCUUAACAGAUAGAAAGAAGGAAGGCCAGACUUCGGAUGUUUCCUUUCCUUUAGAAAAGACGGUUGCAAAGAUUAAACCGGUGCAGCAGAAGAAUGGAGGGAGCUUUCCAGAGCACAGGAAAAGACGCGACAGCCGUACUCAGGGUGACACUAAGUUUGAUUCAAAAGAAAAGCCUCUCCGACAGCAGCAUAGACCUGCAAAACACACAGAACCUCCAGAGAGACCUGCUGAAAAGAAAAGGGCCCUAAGUCAGUGUGGUGGUAAAAGUGCAACAGCAUCAUCCAAUAAAAAGCAGUGUAGCAGCAGCUUGCCCAGGUACAGUGGCUCGCUGAUCAAAAUACACUGUAACCGGCCAUCAGUUAAAGUGCCUACAAGUCCUAUUAAAAACUGGGGGGGAUUCAGAAUUCCAAAGAAGGGGGAAAAAGUGCAGCCUGGAAGUAUGGAAACCUGUCAGCCAAAUUUAAACUGCCAGUUCUUGGGACAGGUCUCCAAAAAAGGAAGGACAAAGGAGAAAGUAAAGUUGGACAAUGACAACGAUGGAUAUACUCCAGAUGCAGAGAUGAGUGACUCUGAAUCAGAACCCACAGACAAGUGCCGACUUCAAAGACUAACGUCAAGCAGCAGCCUAAGUAGAGGAUACGAAACGGACUUUAUUAGGAGAAGCAUCUUAGCAUCGUGACUGGAUUCCCUAGCACUGUAGCCAGGAAUGGGAGUGACUGCCUAUAAAUCCACUCCUUUGUUAUUUUUUUGUACACAAACUGGUAGCUCCUCCCCUAGCUGUUCCAGCUUCUUUAAUUGCACUUAAAAGAGUAUUUUUGUUUUAAACCCUCUAUAUUUCUUCAUCAUUUCAUUGAACAAUUGUUGUUCAUGUAGUGGUCUUAAUGAGGCACUCUGAAAGUGUCCAUCAUAGGUUUACAAGAGGGAAUAGUCUGCACUGACAGUGCUUUCAUUGGUCCCUUGAAAGCACAAGAGAAUAUUUUUGAAAGGAUAAACAAAAGUUGGUUUUGGGUACACCAUCUUGCACACAUGCCCCAGCACUGUGACUUGUCUUCAUUCAGCAUGAACACCCCAUGAGCUGAUAAUUACGCCUCCCCUACCCAUAAGUAAAAGAUUUUUUUUUUUCCUUUUAGUGAAAAUGAAACACUCCCUACCUAUAUAUAUAUAUAUAUAUAUAUAUUGUUCCUAUAUAUAUAUUGUUGCUGUGGGACGAUCUACAUAUUUGGCCAAAUAUUUUAUGUUUCAUGUACAUAUAGAUUGAUUCAGUCUUUGUACUGCACCACUGGUUCUUCUUUGUCUCUAAUUUAAAGUGAGUUCUUGAUGCAGAUGAUCAUAAAACAAGUUCAAUUGGUGCGGGCCAGUACUAGUGAAGGAAGUUUAGCUAUGGAUAAACACUUCAUUUGUAGGGGUCCUGGUUCUGUCAUACAGUGUCAGACCUUAGACCGUGGGCCCACUUUCCAAACUCUUAUUCCUUCUCUCCUCACUCACCCUCUUUAUUCUCCUAGUCUUUAAUAUCCACUUACUAUAUUCUUCCAUUAAUCAUUUUUUCCCAUAAAUAAAUUGAGAAUGACUAUGAAAUUUGCUAAUGGUUAGAAGCAAGAGGGCCACCGACACUUGGGCCCACCGGGAGUUUUCCUGGUAUCCCGGUGGGCCAGUCCGACACUGCUGUCAUAGAACACAUAAUAAACAUAAUAACACUACAGCUCUGAAAGCUCCAGGUGGUAUUUUUUUCAGAAUGGAUCAAUACUGAACUCAAAAUGUGCAUUCCAGUUUCAGCUUUACACACAAUUGCAUCUCAUUCCCAUCGUUCUGAUGAGUUUAUAGCCGACUGCAAGAGUAGUUUCAUAGUUGCACCCCUGCAUUCUCCAGAAAGCACACCCCACUCUGACUGAUAAUACAGGGUGUCAACAGUUGAUGAAGCCGGCUGACAUAUAAGCUAUUGCUUAGUUGAAAACAAAGACUCCAUUUAAUUUGUGGUGUUUCAGGUAACCAUCUUUUUUCCAAAUAUAAUGUCCAUGUGAACAGAAGAAACUUGUGUCAUAAUAAUACACAUUUCAUUUGUAUAGAAAGUAGGGAUGCACCGAAUCAAGCUUAACAGUUGGGCUUGGAUCACCCCUGCCUAGUUCUCACUAGGGAUGCACCGAAUCCACUUCACAAAAAAGAUUUCAUGAAAGAUUCGGCCAACCAAAUCCUAGUUUGCAUAUGCAAAUUAUGGGUGGGAAGGGGAAAACAUUUUUACUUGCUUUGUGAGAAAAAGUCAUGAGAUUUCCACACCCCUAAUUUGCAUAUGCAAAUUAGGAUUUGGUUCAGCCGGGCAGAAGGAUUCGGCCCAAUCCCAAACUGAAUCCUGGAUUCAGUGCAUCCCUAGUUCUCACCUGCACCAAUAGAAAUACAGUUUAGUCAGAAGCAAUGGCCAAAAGGAGCUGCUCUUCUUGUAUCCGCUGGUACAUUAUACACACGGUGAGUAAAUCUGGAGCACUUGUUUUACUCACUCACUGCUCAGCCUUGUCUGGCUUGUGUAUUGGCAGUUCUUAACAAUAUUCAAAGUCAAAUUCGAAUUUAACCAUAAAAUCUAUUACCAUGAGAAGGAAAAUAAUGAAAUAAUGCUUAAAUAAUGAAUCCAAACCAUUAUUUGCAUAUUCCAAUUUGAUUUUAAGGGUUCAGAUUUAGUUUAGCUGAAUUAUUAACAUGUGGCCAAAUCCGGACUUUGGUCAAAUGCCAGAUUUGUUGCAUUUCUAUUAUAUAUACCUGUUUCUCUGUUCUAAUUUGUAAUGACUUGUCUGUGGGCAGGCUGAGUUCCUAAUACAGUUACUAUGAAGUCAGAGGGUUCAUAUACAGUUGCCCCAAGUGAAAUCGCACUGUACAAACUUGCUUCCUUAGGACACUUAGCUGCUGCACUUGGUACCACAUUAAGAAUCUGGUGCAAGGUGGAGGGUACAGAGCAUUUUGGCGUAAAGCAUCCCUGUGUCUAACGCCUGCUGUAGGCUCCAUAGCACCUUUGCGCUCCCUAAUUUUCACUUCAUUCCCAAUGAUACAUAAGCUAGGGGACAUCCAAGGGGACAGUGUAAAAACGACAGUCCUCUAUACACCUGCCUACUGUAUAUUACACACACAUUGUAAGGUCCACUUGUCUGUUAAAUUAAGUACCGCCCCAAGUAAGAUUUUGCUUUUUUUAAGUCUAAAUAAAUAAAGCUGAAUGUUUCAUCACUUUAACACACUGAAUCUGCUGUCCAUUCACACAAGAUAAAGGUGGCCAGUAGAUUUGUCACUCUGUGCUUCCACCAGCUAGUGCUGACUUGCGGGAUACACUUCCACAGGCAUGAACAAGGUUUAAUAUUCAUCAUUAAUAAAUAUAUUCAUAAAAUAUGGCCAACAAAAGUAUCAGUUUUAUUGUUUUAAUUUGUGCAAACUUCCGUGAUUGACCUUGUUAUUCUGAUUUCCAUUGGGAGCCCUUGAUGUAAACAAUGCACAAUGAAGUCCUCACCAGCCAUUGCUUGUUGUACUGUUGUGUUCAUCAAGAUCAGUUAGAUAUAAAUAUUUCUCAUUGUUCUGCUCUGCCAUGUUUAUUUUCCUAAAGCCUCCCAAGUCACAGAACAGGCCUACUCUUCUUAUUUAUAGUUGUCUAUAAAGAUAGCAGCCCCCCCUUGUGCAGACAAAAAGCUUCCCAUGGAAUAAUCGAUGUCCUCAUGUUUAAAGGCAAAUAAAUACAAAGGAGUGUACACCAUUCAUUCGGUAUCCAAAUAUUUGUGAAUUUGCUUGGAAUCUUAACCGUAACCAUUACAUAGAAUUACGACGCUCAUGUACAACUCCUAUUGUCAUCAGCACUUUCACAAAGGGGAAUGAAGAGCCAGUUUCCUAUAAAUAAUAAUGGCCAUUUCUUGUUUUUAUUUAUGACGCUUGUCUUGCCUUCACCGUCCUGUUUCCUUUUAUUUAAGUAUUUAUAAGCGAAUUGAAGCCAGCUUUGUUUUUUCUGCUCAGAUAAUGUGUAGAAUUGUGCCUUUUGCCUCUAUGUAAAUAAAUGCUGUACAUUUUGCUA
Molecule: messenger RNA, 5996 nt
Organism: Xenopus laevis (African clawed frog)
Lineage: Eukaryota; Metazoa; Chordata; Amphibia; Anura; Pipidae
Gene: jade1.S
Product: jade family PHD finger 1 S homeolog
Biological process (GO): regulation of transcription by RNA polymerase II
Cellular component (GO): chromosome; cytoplasm; nucleus
Source: RefSeq, marked provisional